Messenger RNA from Myxocyprinus asiaticus (Chinese sucker), 794 nucleotides. RefSeq names its product thymosin beta-11. Gene Ontology annotation, biological process: regulation of cell migration; actin filament organization. Gene Ontology annotation, molecular function: actin monomer binding. The record is from RefSeq and is a predicted model, not a curated record. The coding region runs from base 178 to 312 and encodes 44 amino acids. Gene Ontology annotation, cellular component: cytoplasm. The transcript is spliced from 3 exons. NCBI's taxonomy places the organism in Eukaryota, Metazoa, Chordata, Actinopteri, Cypriniformes, Catostomidae.
UCGGUUUAUAUAGAUUUGGAGAAUUUUUAAUUUUCAAAUAACGGUACGGUGACGUCAGAGGAGUGAUUUGCAUAUCUCGGCGUAUAUAUAGUGUGAUUCUGCGCCGUUUCCACACACUGCUGCAUCUGCGGAAGAUCAAAGCUGUUCAACAACCACAAACUCUGAUCAACAGCCAACAUGUCUGACAAACCAAAUCUCGAAGAAGUAACCAGCUUUGACAAGACCAAGCUGAAGAAGACUGAGACCCAGGAGAAAAAUCCUUUACCAUCAAAAGAAACUAUCGAACAGGAAAAGCAAGCGGGCUCGUCAUGAAGGCCGCUUACGACACUUUCUAUGCACUGUACAUUCCACAUUGCCUUCUUUUUCACGUCUUUUCGCUGUUUAACUUUUAAUGGAAAAAUAUGACCUAAGUUGCAUUGUGAUUGGACAACCAAAAAACAAAAAAUGCAGAUGACCGAACUGCCCUAUGUGUGUGUGUGCCCAUGUACUCCUCUGUUUGUAAACCGCACCACUGAACGAGAGUUAUUCUGAAGAUGUUUGGCGAUACGGAUGAGGAGGAGAAGAGGCGCCAGGCGGGAAGCCGAGUUUCACUUCUGAAAAGUGGCAAGGGGGCGGGGCAAAGAAUUUGAGUGACAUCUAACAGACACUCGCUCUUGUAACAUCUCUUGUGACCUCGGUUGACUUGCUCAAUGCUUUAAAGUCAUGCAUUGUUUUUUUUUUUUUUUUUUUUGUAUGUUGAUGUCUUGGAAUGCACAAUUUUUGUUUUGUAAUGCAAAUAAAAAUCUGUAGAUGGA